Molecule: messenger RNA, 963 nt
Organism: Monosiga brevicollis MX1
Lineage: Eukaryota; Choanoflagellata; Craspedida; Salpingoecidae
Exons: 10
Coding region: 37-963 (308 amino acids)
Molecular function (GO): oxidoreductase activity, acting on the CH-OH group of donors, NAD or NADP as acceptor
Source: RefSeq, a predicted model, not a curated record
GACGACUUGGCUCACAUUGUUAAAGAAGCGUUCAAGAUGGCGUUGUUGUUGGAAGUGGCCAAGUUGGCCUUGAUCCUGCUCAAGGCUCCGUUUUAUCAGCUGCGGCGGGCUGCCUCCUUGUUCUACUGGCCCCAGAAGGACCUGGCCAACGAAAUUGUUUUCCUGACGGGCGGUGCUUCUGGGAUCGGCAAGGGCAUGGCCAUCAAGCUGGCUGAGCUGGGGGCUCGUAUUAUCAUCUGCGAUCUUAACGAGCGUGCUGCCCAAGCCUGUGCCGAAGGCAUCAACCGUUCUGGCUUGGCUGGUCGUGCCUGGGGCUUUGGCUGUGAUGUAUCGGAUCGUGAUGCCGUCUACGCGCUUGCCGACAAGGUUCGCGGCGAGAUUGGCGAGGUCACGAUGCUCAUCAAUAACGCUGGCAUUGUCUCGGGCAAAAAACUCCUGGAGGCCGACGAUGCUCUAAUGGAGAAAGUGGUGCAGGUCAACACAAUCGCCCACUUUUGGACACUCAAGGCGUUUCUGCCAAGCAUGCUGGCGAAGAACCAUGGCCACAUUGUCAACAUUGCCUCCUCCGCUGGCAAGUUUGGUGUCGCUGGACUCGUCGAUUAUUGCGCCAGCAAGUAUGGUGCCGUGGGCACGCACGAAGCCCUCCGAGCCGAUCUGCGCAAGCUCAAUGCGACUGGCGUGCACACAACCGUCAUCUGCCCGUACUUUAUCGAUACUGGCAUGUUUGAUGGCGCUCAAACCCGGUACCCAUGGUUUCUGCCUAUUCUGAAGCCGGAUUACGUGGUCGACAAGAUUAUUUUUGCCAUUCGCACAAAUCAGGCUUGCAUUUUAAUGCCACGCUUCUUGAUUCUGGCCGAUCUCCUCCGUGCCGUGUUCCCGCCCGAGACGCAAGAGGAGGUUGCCGAGUGGUUUGGUGUCAACGAGGCCAUGGAUGACUUCCGUGGACGUGCCAAGCAGGACUAA